Messenger RNA from Andrographis paniculata, 1574 nucleotides. Its product is annotated as cyclin-D3-3-like. The transcript has 4 exons. Gene Ontology annotation, molecular function: cyclin-dependent protein serine/threonine kinase regulator activity. Gene Ontology annotation, cellular component: cytoplasm; nucleus; cyclin-dependent protein kinase holoenzyme complex. NCBI's taxonomy places the organism in Eukaryota, Viridiplantae, Streptophyta, Magnoliopsida, Lamiales, Acanthaceae. Gene Ontology annotation, biological process: mitotic cell cycle phase transition; regulation of cyclin-dependent protein serine/threonine kinase activity. The record is from RefSeq and is a predicted model, not a curated record. The coding region runs from base 239 to 1300 and encodes 353 amino acids.
AGUAUUUUGGUCAAAGAAUUUAAUCCAACAAAAUGCCCAAUUAAUUAAUUCAUUAGAAACAAGUUUGUGCCUAUAAAAACCCUUUUCUUGAUUUGCCCUACUGUCAAUUCUUUCCUCUCUUCUUCUCACUCUUCUACUCCAUACUUUAGAGAGAGAAGAAGAGAAGAGAAGAGAACAGAAGGGAUAUGAUUUAUGUUCAGGCAAAGAUGCAAUCUUUUGAGGAUUAGGUUUUAAGGUAAUGUUAGAAGAGAUUUGGAGAUUGUCUUCUACAAAAAUGAUGAUGAGUUCGUAUUUCAAAAAUCCAAUUUUCGAUGCACUUUACUGCGACGAGCGUAAUUUUGAUGAAGUUUUCUGCGAUGGGAUUGUUUCGGAGGUCCCAAAAAUUAGUGAUUUUGAUGAGAUUGGGAAGAGGGAUUUGCCCUUAGGGCAUGACCUUUUCUGGGAGGAUGAUGAAGUUGUCUCUUUAUUACAUAUGGAGCAGAAAAUUGGGGUUUUGAAUUACGACGAUUUAUUGUAUUCGAAAAUGGUGAGGGAUGAGGGCAUCGAAUGGAUUCUGAAAGGGGUUGAACACUACGGGUUCAAACCAUUGACUGGUGUGUUGGCAGUGAACUAUCUCGAUAGGUUUGUUACCAGCCUUUGUUUUCGGACAGAGAAGCCAUGGAUGGGACAGUUAGCUUCUGUUGCUUGUCUUUCCAUUGCUGCCAAGGUCGAGGAGACUCAAGCCCCUCUUUUGUUAGACAUUCAGGUUGUAGAAUCGAAGUACUUUUUCGAAGCCAAGACUGUCCAAAGAAUGGAGCUUUUGGUGCUCUCAACUCUCCAAUGGCGGAUGCACCCUGUCACUCCAUUCUCGUUCUUGGAUCACAUUGUGAGGAGAUUCGAUCUUAUUACAAAUCUCGAUCGAGAGUUUCCGAGGAGGUGUGAGAGUAUCUUUCUCGCAGCCGUCACCGAUUGUCCGAUCGCGCACCACCGCCCUUCGAUCAUAGCUGCUGCGACGAUGAUGUAUGUUAUUCAGGAGAUCGAUUCUUGCGAUGGGAAGGGGUUUCGGGGUCGAAUUAUGGAUGUCCUUAGAGUGGACGAGGGCGAGAUCGCUGAUUGUCAUAAACUCAUCGUCGAUCUUAUCGAGGAUCAAACUCGUAAGCAAAUUCUUCACAAGCGUAAGCACGCGGGUUCGAUCCCGGGCAGCCCGAGUGGCGUGAUCGAUGCGUUCUUCAGUUCGGACAGCUCAAACGAAUCGUGGUCGAACGCGCCGUCCGUCUCGUCUUCGCCGGAGCCGAUGGCGAAAAGAGGCCGCGGAGAUUAGGAUCGACUGCCGCCGGUGCCGCGGCUUAGGAAUUUAUUUGCUGGUAUGGAUCGGUCGAAUUGGUUCAUAAAUGCUAUGGUUUUUGCAAUCUCAAACUGUAAUUUUUGAACAUCUGAUGGAUGAUCGAAAUCCAUGUUUAAAAUCGACAAACUACUGAUUUGAAACCUUCUCGCUGAAAAUGGGAUUGCAGCAAUGAUAUGUGGUAUCAUGUUUGAGUAAUUUCUUGGUGGAUUUUUAACUCUUUUUUAUGGUAUAUUUUGGUUGUGAUUUUAAA